AUGGCCCCGCCGGGCUGGCGUCAGCAGACCCUGGAGCGGUGUCUGGACGAGCUCGGGAAGAACACCCGGCGGCCGGAGAGCCUCCUCACGAUCCAAGAACAGUUGGCGUCGAACUUCACUUCCUUGACGAAAGUCCUCUAUGACUUUAAUAAAACCCUGGAGAGCGGCAGGGCCCGCGGAAGCCCUUUGCAGAAGCUGGCGAUAAAGGGUUUUGACGACGAGCAGAUUUGGCAGCAGCUGGAGCUGCAGAAUGAGCCGGCGCUGCAAUACUUUGAGGACGCGGUCAGGGAGGCCAUUGAGGACGGAGACCUCAGCCUCCUCCCGCUGGAGGGUGAAGAGGAUGGCUCAGAGAUGGAGGCCGAGGGCCAGGAGUGCCUAGAACAAGAUGUGGAGAAGGAGGAGGAGGAAGAGGAGGAGGAGGAGGAGGAGGAGGAGGAGGAAGGGUCAGACCUGAGCGGUGAUGAUCCCAAAGGAGAGGAGACAGCCAAACACCCCGGCAGAGGCGACGGGAGGAAAAGCCCCGAGUUCAGCGACGAGGAUUCCGACCUGGACUUUGAUAUCGGCGAGCUGGAACGGCAGAGCAAGGUGCAGAGCAAGGUGCCCCAGAAACCCAGGGAGACGUCCGUAGUGGAUGACAAGUUCUUCAAGCUCUCUGAGAUGGAGAGCUUUCUAGAAACCGUGGAAAAGGAAGAGGAGCGGAAAGAGGGCGACGAGGACGACGAGAUUGAUCUGUUUGAAGACAUCGAUUCCGAUUCCGAUGAAGGGGGACUGUUUGGAAGUCAGAAGCCCAAGUCGGGGGAAAGUUCCAGAAACCUGAAGUACAAAGACUUCUUUGACCCGGUGGAAAGUGACGGAGACACGGCAGGCAUUCCGGACGAGGGCCUGGACUCCGAGGCGGAAGAGGGAGGGCCCGCUGGCCUGGGAGGCGAGGAGAGCCUCUCGGACACGGACGAAGAGGAGGACCUUGGGGAAGCGGAAGACAGUGAACCACGGAGAGGAGCCUCGAAGAGAGUGACCUUCGCCCUGCCCGAGGACGGGGCGUCUGGAGACGAGGAGGCUGCCGCAGAGACCCGUGUCCUCAGCGCACAGGAGGGUCCAGCUGAAGCGAAGUCCUCCUUUGAAAAAAGACAGGAGAAGAUGAACGAGAAGAUCGCGGCGAUGGAGAAGGAGCUGCUGGAGAAGAGGCCCUGGCAGCUGCAGGGGGAGGUGACGGCGCAGAGGCGCCCAGAGAACAGCCUGCUGGAGGAGACCCUGCACUUUGACCACGCCGUCCGCAUGGCGCCGGUGAUCACCGAGGAGACCACCCUGCAGCUGGAAGACCUCAUCAAGCAGCGGAUCCUAGACCAGGCCUGGGAUGAUGUCGUCCGGAAGGAGAAGCCCAAGGAGGAGGCGUUCGAAUACAAGAAGCGGCUGACGCUGGAGCACGAGAAGAGCAAGCUGAGCCUCGCGGACAUCUACGAGCAGGAGUUCGCCAAACUCAGCCAGCAAAAGACAGAAGAGGAGGAAAACCCGGAGCACGUGGAGAUCCAGAAGAUGAUGGAUUCCCUCUUCCUGAAGCUGGACGCCCUCUCCAACUUCCACUUCAUCCCCAAACCGCCUGUUCCCGAGGUUAAAGUCGUGUCCAACCUGCCGGCCAUCGCCAUGGAGGAGGUGGCCCCCGUGAGCGUCAGCGAUGCAGCUCUCCUGGCCCCGGAAGAGAUCAAGGAGAAGAAUAAAGCCGGAGAUGUAAAGACCGCUGCCGAGAAGACAGCCACCGACAAGAAACGAGAGCGGAGGAAGCGGAAGCUCAGGAAGCACCUGAGGAUCCGGGAGAAGGAGCGGCGGCGGCGGCUCCAGGAGCGCAGCAGCGCGGACGCGGCGGUGGGCAAGCUCAGCGCGGCCGCGGCCUCCGAGCGGCUCCGGCGGCUGGCCCGGGCCGGCACGGCCACGCUGCUGCAGGACGAAGGGAAAGACAAAGCCCUGAAGUCCUCUCAGGCCUUCUUUUCAAAGUUACAAGAUCAAGUAAAAAUGCAAAUCAGCGACGCAAAGAAGACAGACAAGAAGAAGAAGAAAGGACAGGACCUUUCGGUCCACAAACUGAAGCUGUGA
Messenger RNA from Pipistrellus nathusii (Nathusius's pipistrelle), 2088 nucleotides. Lineage: Eukaryota; Metazoa; Chordata; Mammalia; Chiroptera; Vespertilionidae. The record is from the annotation of a GenBank genome assembly.